UGCGGCAAGCAGAGCCUGCUUGAUGCUGGUUGUGAGUCAUAAUAACACCUCCUGCCUUCCUAUCCUAUUCCCUGCAGGAACCACCGUGAUGCGUAUGACAGCCUUUGAUGCUGAUGACCCUUCCACAGACAAUGCCCUCCUGCGAUACAACAUCCUGCAGCAGACUCCUGACAAGCCAUCUCCCAACAUGUUCUAUAUUGAUCCUGAAAAAGGAGACAUCGUCACCGUAGUGUCACCUGCGCUGUUGGACAGAGAGACUCUGGAAAAUCCUAAAUAUGAACUGAUCAUUGAAGCCCAGGAUAUGGCUGGUUUGGAUGUUGGCUUAACUGGCACAGCAACGGCUACUAUCCUCAUUGAUGACAAAAACGACCACUCCCCAAAAUUCACCAAGAAGGAGUUUCACGCCACUGUCAAUGAAGGAGUUGUGGGAGUGAUUGUCAACUUAACAGUGGAAGACAAGGAUGACCCCACUACUGCAGCCUGGAGAGCUGUCUAUACUAUCAUCAAUGGAAAUCCAGGGCAGAGUUUUGAAAUACAUACAAAUCCUCAAACCAACGAGGGAAUGCUUUCUGUUGUCAAACCUUUGGAUUAUGAAAUUUCAGCAUUUCACACACUACUGAUCAAAGUAGAAAAUGAAGAUCCAUUGGUUCCUGAUGUAGCAUAUGGCCCCAGCUCUACAGCCACAGUGCAGAUAACUGUCUCAGAUGUAAAUGAAGGCCCGGUUUUCCACCCAGACCCCAUGACAGUGACCAAGCGUGAGAACAUCUCUAUUGGCAGCAUGCUGUUGACAGUAAAUGCCACAGAUCCUGAUUCCUUGCAGCAUCAGACCAUUAGGUAUUCUGUUUAUAAAGACCCAGCAGGAUGGCUAAAUAUUAAUCCAAUAAAUGGGACAAUUGAUACAGCUGCUGUCUUAGACCGUGAAUCUCCAUUUGUCCACAAUAAUAUUUAUACUGCACUUUUCUUGGCAAUAGAUAGUGGUGAUCCUCCUGCAACUGGUACUGGGACUCUACAAAUAAGACUGGAAGAUGUGAAUGACAAUGCUCCUCUCAUUUACCCAACACUUGCCAAAGUCUGUGAUGAUGCCAAAGAUCUCAAUGUGGUUAUUUUGGGAGCAUUAGAUAAGGAUCUCCAUCCAAACACCGAUCCAUUCAAAUUUGAACUUAAUAAACAAACAGGUUCUGAUAAAUUCUGGAAAAUUUCUAAGAUCAAUGACACUCAUGCCCAGUUAAGCCUUCUUCAAAACCUGAAGAAAGCAAACUACAACCUACCUAUCAUGGUGACGGACUCAGGCACACCACCUUUGUCCAACACCACAGAACUCAAAGUGCAAGUUUGUUCCUGUAAGAAAUCUAAAAUGGACUGCAGCUCAGCUGGGAUCCUGCACAUCAGAACCACCUUAGUCCUGCUUCUUUCAUUCUUCAGCUUAGUAUGGCUGUAAGAACUCCUGACAUUUGAAGCUCGCCUACCAAGUUGCUAUAGCAACAGGAAAAAAGAAAAAGAAAAAAAAAUCAGAUCUGAAGACUGCAGUUUAUGGUCACUGUACUUCUCAACUAGGCCUCGAUUGCUCCAGAUUUCAGUUUUGUCUGCAACUUCACUUACGUUUCUCAAACUCUGCUCCAGUGUCUGACAGCUCCUGCCUUCCUUUGUAAUUGAUGGAGUCCUUUUGCAAGUUGUUAUGGCCGUGUAGUUACCCUGAGUACUGAAGGAUCAUGACAUCUCACUUGACUUUCUGGGAAUGGAAGAAAAAGAAAAUUCAAGAAUGACUACUUGUUUUUGAUAUCUGUUGACAUAUUGCUAUUCAGCUGUUCAAAAUGCUUUGUCUGUGGGUUGGUAUUUGUAUAUGUAUGAGUAUACGUAUGUAUAUAUAUACACACUGUAUUUAUAUAGAGAGACUAUACACCAUAGGUUAGUUUUGCUAUGUUGUUCAUGCUGACAGGUUAAAUGAUGUAGUGACAGAGUAGCCCAGCUGUUGAGGGUGAAGUCUGAGCUAAAGCAGCUGCUAACACCUUGGGGUGCUCAACUUCCAGAUGCACACUAAGGCACCGAGGUGCUCCACACUUGACUGGGGCGCCAAGACCCCGUUGCUACAGAGCUGGCUUUCGUAACCUGAUGUUUCUCCUCCAGCUUGGCUCUGGCCCUGGAGGCAGAAGUCCUGGGGAUAAAGUACCAGGCUGGUCUGUACGCAACCGAAAGUUCUACCAAGUUAGGAAUUCCUUCUCCUAAACCUCAGGGGGUUUCAGAACUCUCCAGACCAAUUUCCACUGGUGUCAUCUUCCAUCAGCCUGAGGAUGUUGGAAGGAACAGAGCAGGGGAAACAGCAUCCCUGUACUAAGCAAAGGGCUGAAAUGUUCUUGCAUGGGUAUCAACCCAGAAUGUUCAUGCACCUUGAAUAUCUAGGUGUCACUGGAGUUUUCAGGGAAAUGGAUCAUCCAAGAGAUGCUAUUGUUUCUCCUCAGUAUGUGGUAAAUCCACCAUAAGUAAGAGGUGAGAUGGUGCAUUUCUGAGGAGGACAAGCAGCACUGUAUUUUAUAAAUCUAGAAACAUACAUAUACAUAUAUACAUACGCACACGUUUGUUUUAACUAUACAAAUACAUAUACGUAUACAAUACAAGAAGUCUUUGUAAGUAAUUUUUUUUUCCUUCUGGUGAAUCAACCACCACUAUUUGCAAACCUGAUGACAAAAGGGUGUUCAUCAUGUAUGAAGAGGAAUUGAUUUUCAUUCUGUGAGCAUGUAAAGGUUAUAAGGCAGCUAUUGCUUGCCCCGAGACCUCCAUCUUGUGAAUAAAAACUGUACAUGAACCAUCAAAGCUCACACCAAAUUUUUAUAUGAAAACAAAAGUAGUGACAGACUGUAGCUUUUCUUAGGGCUUGCCAGUAACUAGGGUAAGAAAAGUGUCUUAGCUUAUUUUACUGCAGUUGCUUACUAAGGGUUUAACCACAGAAAACAAAACAAAACAAAAAAAAAUGCUUUCUUAUGCAAUAGGUGUUGGCAUCUGCAUCCAUUAGUCAGACUUUUCUAGUGAUUAGGGGUCACAUAUUGUCUUUCUUGCCUGAAGUUAUAAAGCUAGUGCUCCAUACACUGUAUUUGUUUCAAUAGUAAAUCUUUUGGACGCAUACAUAAUACAAAGCGUUUUUUUUUCCUCCACUGAAAUAAAUGGGUAUUGGUGGUUAAAA
Antechinus flavipes (yellow-footed antechinus) is the source of this 3175-nucleotide messenger RNA. Its product is annotated as cadherin-13-like. Gene Ontology annotation, biological process: multicellular organism development; sprouting angiogenesis; adherens junction organization. The transcript has 8 exons. The record is from RefSeq and is a predicted model, not a curated record. Gene Ontology annotation, cellular component: plasma membrane; catenin complex; adherens junction. Gene Ontology annotation, molecular function: cadherin binding; calcium ion binding. NCBI's taxonomy places the organism in Eukaryota, Metazoa, Chordata, Mammalia, Dasyuromorphia, Dasyuridae. Bases 23 to 1438 code for a protein of 471 amino acids.